AUGAGUAACGGAAGAGUAACCUAUGCAGAGCUGAAAGUGGCAAAGGGCGCAAAAAGACACCAGAUAAAACCCAAGGGCACCAAACGCUCCGUUUCAAUACCAGAGAAGGAAAUAACCUACGCAGAUUUAAAUCUUCAAAAUGUUUCGCCGGCUCUUCAAGGGAAUGACAAGAAGUACCACUGCAAAGGCUUAGCAGCAACUCCAGAGAAGCUCAUUGCUGGGAUCCUGGGACUGACCUGUCUUGUCUUGAUAUGCAUAAUUGUAGCAGUGAUCAUUAUUUACUGCCGUCACUGUGGCCCUUGUGCAAAGGAGUGGUUAACAUACUCUAACAGCUGCUAUUACAUCAGUCCUGAGAAAAAAACCUGGAAUGAGAGCGUGAUGGCCUGUGCUGCUAAUAACUCUCACCUGCUCUACAUAGAUAAUCAGGAAGAAAUGGUUGACGAUAUCAGCAUCUCAGGAAUCGCAGGGCAAGAAUUGUGCAUAUUUCAAUAUUCAAGAUACCCGGCUUUUUACUGA
Messenger RNA from Talpa occidentalis (Iberian mole), 516 nucleotides. RefSeq names its product NKG2-A/NKG2-B type II integral membrane protein-like. NCBI's taxonomy places the organism in Eukaryota, Metazoa, Chordata, Mammalia, Eulipotyphla, Talpidae. The record is from RefSeq and is a predicted model, not a curated record. The transcript has 4 exons. Bases 1 to 516 code for a protein of 171 amino acids. Gene Ontology annotation, biological process: positive regulation of natural killer cell mediated cytotoxicity; stimulatory C-type lectin receptor signaling pathway.